AUGGGUAAUUUUUCAGCUUCGGACAAGACUCUGAGGGUUGCAUUUCUACAUGGACGUGAGGUGAUCAAAGAGUGUUUCACCACUCAAGACAAGGUCUUAGCUACAAGGCCAGUAGUGGCUGCUGGGAAGUAUCUGGGCUACAACUAUACCGUCUUUGGGGUUGCUCCCCAAGGACCUUACUGGCGUGAUAUUAAGAAGAUAAGCUCUCUUGAGUUUCUCUCCAAAACAAGGCUUGAUAUGCUCAAGCACGUAAGAACCAAAGAAGAAGACACAUGCAUCAAAGAGUUGUAUUCUCAUUGGAACAAGAACAACAAAGGUGCAGGUCCAGUGAUUGUGGAGAUUAAUAAAUGGCUUCGCAGUCUUACUUUCAAUAUCAUCACUAAGCUUACUUCUAGGAAAAUCUAUUUCGGUACUAUUGAUGCUGCUGGAGAUGAUGAAGGUAGAAGAUUCGAUAGAUGUCUAGAAGAAAUGGCACGGUUAACAGUGAUCUUUGUUGUAUCAGAUGCACUGCCAUAUUUAGAAUGGAUGGACUUGCAGGGACACCUGAGAGCCAUGAAAUGUGUUACUAAGGAAAUGGAUUGUUUAAUUGGGAAUUGUUAUGAUCGUUAUACUGUCAUCAAGGCAACUAUACUGAUAAGCUUAUCUUAA
Macadamia integrifolia is the source of this 648-nucleotide messenger RNA. RefSeq names its product cytochrome P450 CYP82H23-like. Gene Ontology annotation, molecular function: heme binding; iron ion binding; monooxygenase activity. The record is from RefSeq and is a predicted model, not a curated record. The transcript is spliced from 4 exons. Bases 1 to 648 code for a protein of 215 amino acids. Gene Ontology annotation, biological process: defense response to other organism. NCBI's taxonomy places the organism in Eukaryota, Viridiplantae, Streptophyta, Magnoliopsida, Proteales, Proteaceae.